Closterium sp. Naga37s-1 is the source of this 801-nucleotide messenger RNA. NCBI's taxonomy places the organism in Eukaryota, Viridiplantae, Streptophyta, Zygnematophyceae, Desmidiales, Closteriaceae. The record is from the annotation of a GenBank genome assembly.
AUGGUCGUGAUGGCGCGCUUCGUCGGCGAGUCGGGCAUGCGGCCUUACCUGUCAACGGAUGGUGAUGCGGCGCCAACAGCUGUGAGCGACGCAGUCAGCGACGCCAUCAACGACGCAGUGAGCGACGCUGGCUCGGAAACAUUUCUCUUCCCCACGCCUCCGCGCAGCCCGCGCGAAAUCUCCCGCACGGCGCUCGAGUUCCGCCACGGCCGCCGCCGGCACUCGUUCAGCGGAUUUCAAGAGCUUCCUGCGGGGUGCGGAGUCCGUGGCGCUCCGGAGUCCCUGGAUGGUGCUACUAACGGGGAUAUUGCCUAUCCUGGUGCUACCAACGGGGAUAUUACGUAUCAUGGUGCUAACAGGGUUAACUGUUAUCCUGGUGGUGAAGAUAACACACGCAGUGCAGAAGAGCGUUGUGACCUUCCACGACUACCCCGCCCGUCUGCGGUGCAAUAUUCUGCACCUCUCGCUGCUGGCGCCGCCGCUGCUGCAGCUGCCGACACACGCAGUGCAGCGGUUCCUGCUGAAGCACGUGGGCGGCCGGAUCAGAUCCACGGCCCUAAAUCCAACGCCAUGUGGCCGAGAAUCACCGCACGGGUUAAGAAGAGAAUCCUCAGUGGAGAAGCAGUCGCAGUCUCCCCAUGUGGCAGUGGCAUACUCGCUGAAGACUCCACGCACUGGCCCUGCCUCCUUAUCGCCGACAUCACCCCUCUCUCCUCCUUCCUUGUCGUCUCCUCCCUUGUCCCCCCCACCACUGUCCGUGCUGUCGUCUUCAAAGCCCAUCUCGCUGCCGCCACCUUCUAA